Onychostoma macrolepis is the source of this 1622-nucleotide messenger RNA. It is a transcript of the gene ogfod2, whose product is annotated as 2-oxoglutarate and iron-dependent oxygenase domain containing 2. Gene Ontology annotation, molecular function: L-ascorbic acid binding; iron ion binding; oxidoreductase activity, acting on paired donors, with incorporation or reduction of molecular oxygen. NCBI's taxonomy places the organism in Eukaryota, Metazoa, Chordata, Actinopteri, Cypriniformes, Cyprinidae. The record is from RefSeq and is a predicted model, not a curated record. Bases 269 to 1303 code for a protein of 344 amino acids. The transcript has 7 exons.
AAUGUAGCAUUAUUACAUCUGAAUAUUUAAAUGAGGUAUUCACUUUAUCGAAGCCGUUUGUUCCUUUACGGACAUAUUUCUGGUUGUUCCAAAACAAAACAUUCAUUGAGUGGGCGGAGCUCUGAACAGAUGGACGGCUCAAACUAGUCUAACCGUGUCGAAAUUUGUUCUCGUUCGCUUAAAAAGUUGUAUAAAUAGCUGUUACACCUGUGUAAAUAUAUAAAACUAUGUAGUUAUUAUUAUAAAAUCAAUCGGUAUUAGUUAAACUAUGGAGAAAUUUCACACAUGCAGCUGUUUUUUCAGAGAUAAUAUUUUUCUUGAAGAAUAUAAACUUCACGUUCGUUUCGUCUCAGAGAACCAGUUCAGGAAGGAGUAUCAAAAUAUCCUCAGGUCCCUGGGUUGCGUGUCUGAAUCUCAGUUCAGAGACGUGCUUGGAAAGAUUCAUGCAGAAAUCGAAAGACGCCAGACUCAGAAAUUGAGAUCAGCAGAGAGAGCAGCUACCAUUAGGGAAAUUUAUACACCUCUACAUCAGCAUGUUUAUCAUCUGCAGGAGUCAUUCCUGGCCCCAGAGUUUUUACAGUUGGUAAAAUACUGUAUUGCAAGUGAUGCAACCAUGGAAGGACUAAUGAAACUCAUCCAGACAGAGGCAGCACCAAGGGUCUUCCGAUUCCCAGUGUUCCGAAAAGAAUUCUGCAAGGACUUUAUAGAAGAGCUGGAGCAUUUUGAACAGUCUGAUGCUCCGAAGGGCCGGCCAAACACCAUGAACAAUUAUGGAAUUCUCCUCAAUGAACUGGGCUUUGAUGAGAGUUUCAUCACCCCACUGAGGGAGGUCUAUCUGCAUGCACUCACGGCUCUGCUCUACAGUGACUGUGGAGGAAGCUGUCUGGACAGUCACAAGGCUUUCGUGGUCAAGUAUGCUAUGCGUGAAGACUUGGACCUUAGCUAUCAUUACGACAACGCUGAAGUCACUCUCAAUGUAUCACUGGGAAAAGACUUUACGGAGGGGAACCUGUUCUUUGGAGACAUGAGACAGGUGCCUCUGAGUGAGACGGAGUGUGUGGAAGUGGAGCAUCACGUAACUGAAGGUCUGCUACACAGAGGCCAGCACAUGCACGGAGCUCUGCCCAUCUCCUCAGGCACACGCUGGAACCUGAUCAUAUGGAUGCGAGCUUCACGUGAGAGGAACAAACUCUGCCCUAUGUGUGGUAAGAGACCCACACUAGUGGAGAGUGACGGAUUCAGUGAUGGCUUCACCAUGGACCCUGACGACACUAGUAGUAAUGUGUCAUGUUCUUUAACAUGAUGUUGUUCAGUCCAUAUGGGAGCUAAUUUAUGAGAGUCUAAUUCAUGGUGCUUUGCUCAGUGAGUCAGCAAUCAGGAUUUUAAAAAAUCAGGAUUUUGGUGCCUUCUUCAAAAUCAGUACUGAAGGUAUAAGUGUUGAUUUAUGUUCUUGAGUAAUUUUGACUGUAAAUGACCUGAUUAAAUAUUCAAUUGAUUGUAAAUGUAGUGGGGUUUAAUCCUGCUAUUGACGUUAGUCAAUGUCUCAUCUUAGGAAAAAACUGUUAAUAUAUACAAGGAAUUUGAGAUGUACAAUAAAAUAAACAUACAAAUAAGAAUAAGAA